AUGGUAACUCGAAAUUUUGCCGUUCAGCACCUGCUCAAAGAUCCAGGCGCUUCACCCAGCCGAUCUUGGCAGAACGAGGAGCCUACACACAUCACAUCUGGACCAAUCCAGUCCUUCUUCAUCUCCGAGUCUCCUUUAUCUCCUCGCCAUGUCCUGAGUUUUCAUUACGCCUCCGAUGGUCCUGUUCAGACCUCCUUUGUCUCCCUCGUCUCCGCUUGUCCCAUGCAGCUCUCCUUCGUCUCCCUAGACUCCCUCCUCCACUGGUCCCGCUCUAGCUUUCUUGAGUCUCCUGAGUCUCUGCUUCUCCAGAAGAACUCUUCUGUGCUCUGGCAAGAAACAGAGCAAUACGGGAAGAAACAAGAGCAGAUAGAGGAGGUGUAUCGGCAGGACUGUGAUAUAUUUGGGAUGGUUGUGAAGAUGUUGGUGGCCAAGGAUCCAUCCUUGGAGAAGCCAAUUCAGCUGUCUCUGCGUGAAAACCUGAGGGACAUUGGCAUGCGUUGCAUCAAGGCCAUGGAGCAGUUCAUCCACGAGUAUGACUCCAGAGAGCUAGAAGCUCCAUCGGGCUCCCUCAAGCAAAGCCCAGCUGAAUCUCCUCCUCAUGCACGCUACCUUCAAAAUGAGCUCCGCUUUAGCUUUAUUGGAGCUUUUCAUUUACAUAGUCAAAAGAAUUACUUUUAUUACACCUUUGUUUUCCUUUUCUUGGUAAACAGAGGAUGCUCCACGUAUCUGCCUGAUUGAAAAAAAGUCUGAUUUUGUCAUUAAGCAAAUUCGUGAACUUUUCUGGCCUUUAUCGCUUGCAAACAGUAACUACAGCAUCUAUUCCCUGUCGAGCAACAAGUUUAAAAUAUUGGUGCUCUUCAGAGUAAGAAAUACAGAUUUUAAUUUAUAGAAACGCAAACGCAUCAUGUAAAUUAUUAGUUGCACUUCCUGUGCUAAAAUAAAAUGUUG
Molecule: messenger RNA, 948 nt
Organism: Puntigrus tetrazona (Sumatra barb)
Lineage: Eukaryota; Metazoa; Chordata; Actinopteri; Cypriniformes; Cyprinidae
Exons: 4
Coding region: 1-738 (245 amino acids)
Biological process (GO): negative regulation of DNA-templated transcription; protein localization to heterochromatin; negative regulation of gene expression, epigenetic
Cellular component (GO): nucleoplasm
Source: RefSeq, a predicted model, not a curated record